Molecule: messenger RNA, 1703 nt
Organism: Stegastes partitus (bicolor damselfish)
Lineage: Eukaryota; Metazoa; Chordata; Actinopteri; Pomacentridae
Product: homeobox protein Hox-A7
Exons: 2
Coding region: 78-740 (220 amino acids)
Biological process (GO): anterior/posterior pattern specification; regulation of transcription by RNA polymerase II
Cellular component (GO): nucleus
Molecular function (GO): RNA polymerase II cis-regulatory region sequence-specific DNA binding; DNA-binding transcription factor activity, RNA polymerase II-specific
Source: RefSeq, a predicted model, not a curated record
UAUUGCUGUCAUAUAUCACGCUACCUCGUAAAAACGACACUGAGGAUUCUGGGCCAACAAAUCAGAGAGAAAAAAAUAUGAGUUCUUAUUAUGUGGAUGGUCUUCUUAGCAAAUCUACGGCGGGUGGUUCCCCGUUCCCAAACGCAGAGCGAGCGUCCUGCGGUAUUGGACCCAGUGGAGACGGCCAUGGCUCCACCGCUGCGGCCAUCGCGUUCGCACCGUCCCUGUCUGGAGUUUACAGCGUCAAUAACGUGGUGUACCAGAGCCACCCCGUGUUCACCUCGGGCUACGGCCAGCGGCAGGACGCACACACUCUGCACUGCAGCCCGUUUGACCAGAGCCGCCUGUUCAGCGACAGCUGCUGUCAUCCGGUGCCGGCACCCCUCACCUCGCCGCCGGACAAACAGCACCGGCUGUACCCAUGGAUGCAAGCAUCAGAUCCAAAUCGGAAGCGCGGCCGCCAGACCUACUCCCGGUACCAGACCCUGGAGCUGGAGAAGGAAUUCCACUUCAACCGGUAUCUGACCCGCAGGCGGAGGGUCGAGAUCUCGCACGCCCUCUGCCUCUCCGAGAGACAGAUCAAAAUUUGGUUUCAGAACCGCAGGAUGAAGUGGAAGAAGGACCACAAAGAUGAGCCGGAAUCAAACUCCGGGGAAAAGCCCGGUGAUGCUCCGCCGGUGUCCGAGGCCGAGGAGCCCGAAACUGGAGACAGCGCGGAGUCAGAAACGGCUGCAAAGUAACGAAAGAGACGGACAGAGAAUUAAAAGAAAGGAAAAAAAGUAUGUUUAGGAUAUAUGUGUUUUCCUCACAUACCAUUCGUGAACUCUGCUUUCCAGGCUGAUUAUCUGAAUGACAGCUGGAAAGCAGAAUUUAAAAGCAGACUGCAAAUCUGCUUUUCAUAUUUCAACCCAAAAUGUGUUUUUAAAAGCUCCAAAUGAAGGAGCGGCAUUAACUACCUAUCCAAACUAGCCUGUAUUUUUAUAUCUAUAUGCAACUUGUAAUGAUUGUACUACUGAAUCAACAUUCCUUUAACGAAACACUACCUAAUAUUUACCUUCUAUUAUUUAAACACUGACACAAGAAAUUAAAUCUGAAAUUGAUUAAAAAUUAGAAGAAGAAAAAAAAUCUCUACAGACGGUUGUAUUUUGCACACGGAACAAGUGCAACACUGUGCGCAAAUGUGCCUUAUUUGAAGUAAGAUAAUUCAAAUUGAAUGUUUUGUUGCUUUGGUAAAAAUCAUUUCUGUGAGUUAGCCCUCUAUAUUAUUUUUGAUUUUAAUAUUGUAGAUAAAGCAUUGAGCUUUUCUGCAUCCCAGCAUUGACGGAAAUAUCUGUUUAGAUCUUAUGCAACCUACCUCAGACUCCCAGAACCUGCUUAUGCUACUGUAAACAGGAAUACACUAGUGUAAACUUUUAGCUGUGUACUGUAAAAAAUACUGGCAUAACAAGCCUCCGAUUUCAGGAUCAAAAUUUCAUGUGUCUGUGAAUACAUGGGGGGGUGAGAAACGCAUGCACUGUCAUUUAGAGACAUUUCAGUAUCACAUUCUUUUGUCGGUGUAAAAUGAGAAGGUUAUUCUAAUCCACAAUGUGCAAAUACUGUGACAUAUUUAGCUUCGGUGCCCUCGUUUCCAAUGUGAAGUAAGCAAUAUAAAACAAUCUGUAAAUACACAUAUAAUCAUUCAAUAAAAAUAGCCUUCAUCUGUC